This is a messenger RNA of Trypanosoma grayi, 399 nucleotides long. Its product is annotated as putative calpain-like protein. The record is from RefSeq and is a predicted model, not a curated record. NCBI's taxonomy places the organism in Eukaryota, Euglenozoa, Kinetoplastea, Trypanosomatida, Trypanosomatidae. The coding region runs from base 1 to 399 and encodes 132 amino acids. The transcript has a single exon.
AUGGGCUCCACUCCUUCCACCCCCAAGACUGAGUUCAUGAACGGCAGACCAUCCUUCAAUGGUGCGACGAGGGUGCACCCGAUGUUUAACGGCCUUCUCUACCGCCUAAGCGACCGCAAGUCCAACCGCUGGGCCUUCUACAAUGACUCGCGCGACCACACCAUCCAUGUUGCCAUCCUCUUCGAUUACGACAGCCAGAUUGUGCCGCUUGGCUCCACCACGGCGUACCGCAUCGAUGACCCCGACCCAGGAUGCGAGGAUGACAUGGGAAAGUACCUCGCCGAGGUGGACGUGGCUCCGCUCGCGACGGAGAUGUUCGUAGAGGGCAGGGUCACCGGCUGGCGCGUUGACACGCUUGAGGCGAAGACGGCUGAAGAUGAGCAGAUGUACCGCUUGUAG